Messenger RNA from Alternaria viburni, 2577 nucleotides. RefSeq lists its product as uncharacterized. NCBI's taxonomy places the organism in Eukaryota, Fungi, Ascomycota, Dothideomycetes, Pleosporales, Pleosporaceae. The coding region runs from base 1 to 2577 and encodes 858 amino acids. The record is from RefSeq and is a predicted model, not a curated record. The transcript is spliced from 2 exons.
AUGCCUGGAGUCAGCGCUUCAGAGAUAGAAGGAUAUGAGUCCGAGUCCCGACCGCAUGGGCUCGCCACGGAGGUCUCCUCGAUUAGCCUUCUGUCUGAGCACAGCUUCACCUUCGAAUACGAUCACCAACAGGACGUUGAUAGCACUCAAUAUCAACAGAACGGCAACGUCAACUCAUUCCAACAGAAUGCGAGCGUCCACAGCUACCCGCAGAAUUUUCAUGCGGGUGCGGUUGAUCAACCGUCCGAUGUCUAUUUGGAGAAUCAUGUAGCUGGUCUCACAUCAGAGCACAUCGACAGUCAGGAGACCGAUGCCUUCCAAGAUGUAGAUUUCAGUUCAUUCGGCCAACCUCUUCGCCGCUUCUACUUCCGCACGAUAGUCGGCAUCCUGGGACCGCUGAUCGUAGUAUCUUAUCUCAUCACCAUCUGGCGCAUCUACCUCGCCCCACUCCACCCCAACUCAACAAUAGCCUUCGGACCACCGGGCGCUAAAUGGGUGUUCUAUAGUUGGUUCGUCGCCGGAGUGAUCGGUCUGAGCCUGAGUCUUUACGGCCUGGCUGGUGCCGAGGCUGGUAUGCUCAUGGAACGAACUUGGAGGGUUGAAGAUGCCAUGCGUCUUAUGUUGCAUGCUGAUAACACAUGGUCUGGCCCCGGUGGCUGGAUGAAAGCAAUCAAAUGGGUCGUGGAGAUGCGCAGGGUGCGCAACCAGCAUAGCAAGUUCCCUUCUCGGCUGUGGUUUGUUCUGGCACUUCCAAGCGUGGUUGUCUUCGUGGCUUGGCCCUUAUCAGGUCUCUGUCUUGAGAUGAAUAGUGGUUUCCUUCACGGUAAGCCAGGGAAAGGAGCGGAUGUUACUGGAUUCGUUCAAUCGACGUUCAACGCCAUCCUUGGGGGUCGCAAACCGUCUCGAGGAACCUACAUCGGCGCGCGUGUUUUCGGACAUGGUGCUGUUUACACACCUGAAAACUUCGAUCGAUCGAAGACCGAGUUUCUGAACAAUGUUCCGGUGAUACUGCCGAACACUGAGAGCAUCGAAGAAAUAUUUUUGACCGCUCAAGGUGAAACUCCUAUCGAGGGAAAAGCUUGGGGUCUGUUGUUACAUUACGACUGCAAGAUCGUAGACAAAUUGUCUGAUUUCGUUCUCUUGAAAGACCGUCGAUCUUCAAUAGAUGUCUGGGGAAGGAAAUCUAUCUUUCCCGAAUUCGAACGAAUAGAAACUGCACGAAAAGCGGAUGAGGAUCCUCCCAUCGACGCAUUUACAACAACAGCCUCCCCGUUGGGCCUGACUGACAGCCUUGCUCCAGCUGCUACCUCCACCUCGCCUCCUGAACCGAGCGCAUUUCCGACUUCAAACUGCACAAGAUGCGCCGCUUUGAAUUAUGAGAAACAAGUCAAGUAUAUGUCGUACCGUCUCCAUGACAACUGCACCUUUGUAGAGGUGAAGAAAGAGCCCGGAGGAGAUUUCGGUCCAGGUAUCGCUGCCGCUCUAAUGCAACGGGUAACGAACGUCGGUGCAGUCAUAGAGACUGCGUAUCAAUCCCUGCCGCCACAAAUACGCUCGAACGACGAACCACCCUGCGGCUGGCUUGAUAAGCUGGAAAACCCGGCAACGUCUUACUGCUACCAUGAUUUGCAGGAGAAUCCUUCCAAACCGUAUCCCGGAAUUGAGCACAAGAGAACUUUUGAGGUUCUGUUGUGGCAGAAACUUUACCCCUUAUCAGGCUCUCAGAACAGUACCAUUGUCCGUACUAUCGAGUCUCUCACUGGUGAGUACGUCGCCGACAAGGAUGAGGGCCUCAAAGCGAUUGGUGUGUCCUGUACGUCGAGCAGCAGUGUAGGCUCAGCAGACAUCGAUGGCGUGAGCUCUACUUACUCCAACUUCCAACGGAGCGACACUCCGGUACCUCGUCGAAAGGAUGAUUGUGCGAAACGCUUUGGCGUAGAGACACUCGCGUGUACACUCAACAUCACCGACGAUGGUUGGUUGAAGUGGAUGUAUGACUCAAUAGGCCUGCCGUCACCCCUUGACACGUUUAUAGAAGAUCCUGGAGAAGCGGAUGUCGAUGGCUUCAUGAAAGUUAACAAUCAGCUCGAAUAUCUACAAGCCGAUCAACUUCGACGGGUUCUUCUACAAGCGUACUCCACUUACGCUAUCAAACUCAUGUACAAUAACGGUCAGGAUUUCAUAGGCGUCAACAAGACACGCCUCAAGUCACACGUUCCCGACCUCACAGCUUUCAUCACUGGCACCGUGAUUGAGCCGGGCGUAAUGCCAGCCGCUGUUCCCGUUGCGUUGUUCGGACUAUGGGCACUAAUUAGCUCCGGACUUUGCCUUAUCUAUGGCUUCAGGCGACGAUGGAGUGCGAUCUUGGACGGGCAUACGGUUUUCAGGCUUGGGGCCGAAUUGCAACAGACGUACCGGACGAGACUGCAGCGGUGUUCUACGAUUGCUGAUGUUGAAGAGUGCGAGGCUUUGCAUGAGAUUCCAGGAUUCGUUGCUGACAUGGAACCUGAUAAUGAUGUGGGGAGAAUUGGGCUUAUGGAUGGGAAGCCGGCUAGGAAAGACAAGUUUUAUCGGUAG